This is a messenger RNA of Knipowitschia caucasica, 324 nucleotides long. NCBI's taxonomy places the organism in Eukaryota, Metazoa, Chordata, Actinopteri, Gobiiformes, Gobiidae. The record is from the annotation of a GenBank genome assembly.
AUGGUUUGGACGAUCCAUUUUGCUAACUAUGUCUCCUUUAAGAUUCGAGUCAAAGCAGUGGGACCGGUACGAGCCCGAUCCCUCUCCUCGAAACCGGAGCACCCAGAGGAAACCGGAGCACCCAGAGGAAACCGGAGCACCCAGAGGAAACCGGAGCACCCAGAGGAAACCGGAGCACCCAGAGGAAACCGGAGCACCCAGAGGAAACCGGAGGACCCAGAGGAAACCGGAGCACCCAGAGGAAACCGGAGGACCCAGAGGAAACCGGAGCACCCAGAGGAAACCGGAGGACCCAGAGGAAACCACCAUUACACCCAUUUGUGA